AUGUGAGAUAGUGCAGAAACAAACACAGUGACGAUAGGAGAACUAAAUGUUAUCGCCAUUUUUCUGUUUCGCGGAGAGAAAAAUAAUGUUUGUUCCUCGUACGUCGCCAGUUAUGUAGAGAAGGAGAACAACAGAGUCAGUUAUUUCCUUUUUCAAGGGGACUCAGUUAGUAUGGGGAACUGUUUGACUGGCCAUGCGGCCGAUGAUCUGUCUUUACUACACGAAGAAUCGGACCAUGUCUCGGAUCGUCUCGGACCCCCACCACCGUAUCAGGAAGAAGCCCCAGUGUAUCACUUGAGUCCAAAUCAAAGACGUACUGUCAGUCAACUCACAGAGGAGGAACAGGUGAAGAUCGCUAAGAGGAUAGGCCUUAUACAGCACUUGCCAACCGGACUUCAUGAUGGCACUAAGAAGGCUAGAGAGUGUGUUAUUUGUAUGUUGGAUUUCCAGAUGGGAGACGGUCUACGUUACCUACCAUGCAUGCAUACGUAUCACAAGAACUGCAUUGAUGAUUGGUUAAUGAGAUCUUUUACUUGCCCGUCAUGUAUGGAGCCAGUGGACGCAGCCCUCUUAUCAACGUAUGAGACUCGCUAGUCACAAACACUCUGUGCCAACACGACAAAACACUUCUGGGCCCAAUUUCAUAAAGCUGAAACAAAUUUCUGUGCUAAGCAAAAAUUGAGUGGGGCACCAGUCUCAUUAAUGUAAACAUUGGCUGGCCAGUUUCUGUUAAAGACUCUGGACACUAUUGGUAAUUGUCAAAGACAAAGUCUUCUCACUUGGUGUAUCUC
Asterias rubens (European starfish) is the source of this 791-nucleotide messenger RNA. Its product is annotated as RING finger protein 11-like. Lineage: Eukaryota; Metazoa; Echinodermata; Asteroidea; Forcipulatida; Asteriidae. The record is from RefSeq and is a predicted model, not a curated record. Bases 172 to 594 code for a protein of 140 amino acids. The transcript has 3 exons.